Messenger RNA from Trichoplusia ni (cabbage looper), 3059 nucleotides. Its product is annotated as IQ and ubiquitin-like domain-containing protein. Bases 250 to 2760 code for a protein of 836 amino acids. Gene Ontology annotation, molecular function: protein binding. Lineage: Eukaryota; Metazoa; Arthropoda; Insecta; Lepidoptera; Noctuidae. The record is from RefSeq and is a predicted model, not a curated record. The transcript has 5 exons. Gene Ontology annotation, biological process: cilium assembly. Gene Ontology annotation, cellular component: motile cilium; acrosomal vesicle.
AGGUCACAGGUACACUAAACACUGGUUACUCUGCGAAAUAACUUGCAGACACUAGAACCUACUCGAAAAGCAAUGCUGAAGUUGAGUCUUUAAAAAUGGUUUCAUAGCAACUGUUGUUACCAAGCAACAGUUAACAAAGUUAUUCGUCAAAACCUAUUUAUUCUAUCUAGUCUUGUACAAGUUUUUUUUAUUAGUGUUAAAAAUAUCGUUUCUUUUAUUAAUUGGCUCGUGCGAAAGAAUUGUGUCAACAUGAAGAAAACGAACGUGCAAAAAUUGUUAGGAAUUUCACAGAAUCCAGAUAGCCCUAGAGGAGCUAUCGCUUGUCAGUGCGAUCUAGGUCGAGAGAAGCUGCUCACGGCCCCGCCUUACAAAACUGUUCCAUCAAGCGACGAGGUGCAGUCCCGGUACCCCACAGCACCAUGUGCGAGAGACGCCGAGCAGUUUGUAUGCCCCAUCAGCCACGUCCUGGUGACCUUCAAAUCCCCCCUAAACCCCAACGAAUUGUACAGCAAGGUGUUCCCAUCGUCGAUACCUGUAAAGUUUGUGAAACGAAAAUUAUCAAAGCUACUCAGUAUUUCUAACAACAACCUUUUGUUGACUAAAAACAGAAAUGUGCUGAAAGAUACGACUCUAUUGUCCCAACUUAAGACUGAUGCUCCCGGUAGCUUGACUAUUGAUGUUUUUACAAAGGACUCCGAAGCUUUUUCGCUCUCGGCCAUUCCAAAGGAAUCUUAUGUCCAUGAUCUGCUGCACGCAGUCAUGCCCAGGAAGAAACACAUGCCAUUUAUUGCCAUGAAGUUUAAGGUUCGCAAUCAAAAUGCCAUGUUUACGCGUUCAUAUCAUUCGAUAAUGUUAGUUCAUGAAAUUAAGAAAAACUUGGGUGAGUUGUUUCUAAUUGAACCAAGUAACUUGGUUAUCUUAAGAUAUGACAGGCCGUUAAAAGAUCGCAUGGCAGUUGCGGAUCUUGAUUACGACAAAUACGGAAUAGUGGAGGUUGAGUUGCUGACCAGAAAUAACGAGGUUCUGAACUUAGAGAAGUUAUAUCAAGAAAUGCCACUGAAUGACGUGCUAAGUGUGACUGUACCGUUUGGGUCCACUAUAAAACAAAUCAAUGUCGAAAUAUUUUCUGAACCCAUGCGUAAACCCUUCUUGGGAGGAUACAAGAAUGUAAAAACAGGAGCGGUGUUCCACCAUGCCUACACACAGACACCGCAAAAAGCAGAAAAGUUGCCUCCUGAAAAGAAAAACUGCCGAGACACGCAGACGGCUGAAGAAAAAGAAAAGUUAUACGAUACAAACUACAGCCGCGCAACGCAAAUGAACAACGUUCACGCAUAUGUACCAAACGUGAAUGACAGGAUUGUUAUCCCAAAACCAUAUGAGACUUACGAAGAGAUGAUCAAACGGUUAAACCACGACCAUUAUGCUUCGAUCAUACAACGUGCCUUCAGACAUCACCAGUACCGUCAAAAAGUGGAUAAAUGGUUACGGGAAUGCAGAGAGCGAAUAGAGCGCAUGAAGGAGGAGGAAAGAUUGGAAGUGGAAGCUACGGAAAAAAGAAUACGGCGCGACCUUAUUACAAAGACGUUUCCGAAAACGCGUGAAGAUUUUGAUCAACUGUAUGCAAUGGUGGAUCGCUGGAAGCACGCAGAAAUUGCUAGGAUAUCACGAUUACACGCUAAAGGUCCAAAAAUAGCCGAAUUCUCAUUGCUCCUCGAUAAGGAAGUGGAAUUAUUACGAUGUAUUGAGGAUUACAGAGUUAAAGUGAGAGAAGAUAGUCGAAAGAUUCGCGAAAAACGCUUUUUAGAUGAAAUUUCUAAGCCAGUAGCUUGGUAUGGUCGCAGUGGAAAAUUAAUUACAAUGGAGACAGUCGAAAUACAAAAGGCUAGAAAUCUGAAAGAGCUUUAUAGUGCUUUUAUCCGCGAUGACAUGGAUUUUAAAGAACGUUUAGAACUUGUUGUCGAUAUGAAAUUUGCAUUACAGGGAAUUUACCACCCUUUAGCAGAAGAAAUUAUCAGACUUUUGGAUCAAGAAUGUGAUCUAUUGGUCAGGCGAUAUAAACCUUCCCAACUCGAGUAUCUGAGGCGUAGAGUAUCUAGCACAAUAUUUCGGAUGAUACAGACUUCUGAACUAAAUGGUGGCGUAACGAAGUACAAAGAUCAGAGAGACUAUAAAAAUAUGCAGAACAGCAGCCUGCACUUCUGCGAAUUAUGUCAUCAGGUGAAACCUUAUUCAGAAUUCCCUUUGAAUACAAGAAUGUCUAAUUUCUUGAUCUGUAAGUCAUGCUCGUGGAAGGAUGUGAAUGAACGUAGCUGGAUAGAUAUGACGCCUUACCGAUUUAUCUUGAGAGCAGUGCAACGUGACGAGCGACGCCGCAAGUGUUGGGGCUCUCUGGCUUUCGUACUUCAGGAGAAAGACAUUUUCUUCAUAGUUGAAAAGCUGUGGCACACGCACUCUGCGAUCAGCGAGUGCAGUGAUGUCACCGAACUGAGGCUUUGUAGAUGGCAUGUCAAUGAAGACUGGGCGCCUUGGAAUUGUUUCUUAGUGACGGUGCAAGAAAUGAAGGCUCAUUUGAAACUCGAUGUACCAGAAGACGUGUAUGAUGAAGAGCUGGUUCAGAAAGUUCGCAAUAAACACAAAUUAGCGAAAGCGAACUUCGAGCAACUGAGCGCUGUAAACAAACAAUACACAGAGUCCGGAGACUGGCAGAGCACUCGUGCUCCUGCCACAGCUCGUGUAGAUGCCGUAGAACGAAUUUAAUACUUUUAGAUUUUACAUUUUGAUGACUGCUCUUUCAAUGUUUGUGAUUAGCUUCAUUGAACUAUUGUAGUUUUUUUUAGUAACGUCGUGUGUGUGCCCCAUUGUAGUCGUAUGGUAUUUUCUAUAUUUCAAAGCCAAAUGGUAGAAGAGCUAAACUUGUAGUUUUCUCCUUGUGACUCUUUGUGUUGCCAAUCAUAAAGUAGCGUCAACAUCUGUUGCAAAGAAAGAAAUUUAAGCUCAUGGAUGUUAGUUGGUAUUUAGGUGGUAUUCACUUUAAAUAUACGUAUUAUUAAACUAAA